AAAUCCUACGAUAACACGAAAAGUUUGUCGUAACAGCAGAUUUUCACGAGCGCAGCGAACGGAGUCGAAAAGUCCACCGGGUUGUGCAGAAAAGGGGACACAAAAUGGCAUCGCUGUUGAAAAUUUCCGCCAACCUUCGAAGCCCGGCACUGGUCGGGGCGCGUGCGGCCUCGUCGUACGCCGCUGCCUUCAAGUCGGCUCUCUCGAACGAACCAGCUACGGAGGUAACCACACUGGACAGUGGUCUGCGCGUGGCGAGUGAAACCCUUCCCACGCAGCUGGCCACCGUUGGUCUGUACGUUGAUGCGGGGUCGCGCUACGAGGACAAACACAACAACGGGACGGCCAACUUCUUCGAGCAUGUCGCCUUCAAGGGUACGACCAAGCGGUCGCAGUCGGCCUUCGAGCAGGAACUGGAGAGCCUGGGGGCCAGUGUUGACGCAACGACCGGUCGUGAAGAGACCGUAUUUCAGGCGCGCUGCCUAUCGAAGGAUGUCCCGAAGGUCGUCGAGCUGCUGGCUGAUGUCGUGCAGAACCCAAAGCUCGACGAUGGUGAUGUAAAACGUGCCCGAGAGGUGCUACUGGGUGAAAUGGAGCAAGUGGCGGCCAAGAACCUGCGCAGCGUGGUGUUUGACCACCUGCACGCCACCGCCUAUCAGGGUACAUCCCUUGCCAAUAGCGUGUGGGGCCCGACCGCUAACGUGCGCGGAAUCAAGCGCGAUGAUCUGCGCGGGUACGUCGCUUCGCACUUCCAGGCACCACGAAUGGUGUUGGCCGUGGCCGGAGACGUCCGUCAGACCGAGCUGGAGAAGCUGGCCCAGCAGCACCUUGGCAAAGUGGGAACAACGUUCGACGGUAAGGCGCCGGCUCUUUCGCCCGUACGUUACACCGGCUCGGAAGUGCGCGUCCGCGACGAUUCCGUGCCGUUGGCUCAUGUUGCGGUGGCCGUACAAGGCUGUGGUGUCAACGAGUCGGAUGCUUUGCCGUUGUCCGUCGCAGCCUCGCUGAUCGGUUCGUGGGAUCGUUCGCACGGCGCUGGCGUCAAUAGCGCCUCGAAGCUGGCCGUCGCUUCUGCCCACGACAAGCUGAGCCACAACUUUGAGUCGUUCAAUCUGACCUACCGCGACACCGGCCUGUGGGGUAUCUACUUCGUGUGCGACCCGCUGGCCUGCGAGGAUAUGCUGUUCAACGUGCAGAACGAGUGGAUGCGUCUCUGCACGAUGGUCACCGAUGGAGAGGUUGAGCGCGCCAAACGUCAGCUGAAGACGACCCUGCUGGCCGACCUGGAAGGGCCGCGGGGCAUCUGCGAGGACAUCGGACGUCAGGUGCUGCGCCAAGGACGCCGCGAUCCACUGCACGAGCUUGAGCGGCGCAUCGAAAACGUAUCGGCUGGCGAUGUACGCAAUGUGGCGAUGAAGUACAUUUUCGAUCGUUGCCCAGCUGUUGCAGCCGUCGGACCGGUCGAGAACCUGCCGGACUACAUGCGCAUCCGUUCAUCCAUGUCCUGGGUCCGCCUGUAAGCAGCAUCCCGAAGCAUAGGGCGCGCCUCUUGCUAUACCAUUAUCGUGUAGAACAGUCAAAUAUUAAUAUGUGUUAAUCGGAAAGAA
Anopheles cruzii is the source of this 1607-nucleotide messenger RNA. Its product is annotated as mitochondrial-processing peptidase subunit beta-like. The transcript has a single exon. Gene Ontology annotation, cellular component: mitochondrion. Bases 105 to 1520 code for a protein of 471 amino acids. NCBI's taxonomy places the organism in Eukaryota, Metazoa, Arthropoda, Insecta, Diptera, Culicidae. Gene Ontology annotation, molecular function: metal ion binding; metalloendopeptidase activity. The record is from RefSeq and is a predicted model, not a curated record.